AUGGAUCCAGAAGCAGCAGAAACACCGGCUCCUUAUGCUUCCGAGUUUAAUGCAGGCGACAUUGCCUGGAUUCUUACCUGUACAGCCCUUGUCUGGCUCAUGAUUCCUGGCAUUGGAUACUUUUAUUCAGGAAUGGCACGCUCAAAGAACGCCCUUUCACUUAUAAUGUGCUGUGUACUAUCACUAGUCGUAGUAACCUGUCAGUGGUUUAUUUGGGGAUUCAGUUUGACUUUCAGUAAAGGCGCAAGUGUCUUUAUCGGCAACCUCGACAACGCCUUUUUGCGCAACGUUCUCGGCGACCCAUCAAUCGGCAGCAGCAGCGUCCCCGACCUCGUCUUCUGCAUCUACCAGUGCAUGUUCGCCGCCCUCACACCCGCCUUGGCCAUCGGGUCAGCUGCCGAACGCGGCCGCCUCUUGCCGAUGAUCAUCUUUAUCUUUAUCUGGUCCACCAUUGUCUACGAUCCCAUUGCCUGCUGGACCUGGAACCCCAAUGGCUGGAGUGCCAAGCUCGGUGCACUUGAUUUCGCAGGUGGAACCCCUGUCCAUAUCUCGAGUGGAUUUGCCAGUCUUGCCUACGCCCUUGUUCUCGGACGCCGCCAGGGUCAAGGAGGAACCAACCAGGUUAAUGAGUUCAAGCCCCACAACAUGUCCAAUGUCAUCCUUGGCACAACUUUCCUCUGGUUCGGCUGGUUUGGCUUCAACGGUGGAUCUGGUCUGGCAGGAAACUUGCGUGCCUGCAUGGCAUUUGUUGUAACCAACCUUGCUGCUGCUGUGGGUGCGAUCACCUGGAUGUGCAUCGAUUACCGUGUCGAGCGUAAAUUCUCUGCCCUUGGCUUCUGCUCUGGUGCGAUUGCUGGCCUGGUUGCCAUCACUCCUGCGGCUGGUUUCGUUGGACCCGGACCUGCGGUGGCGAUUGGUUUCAUUGGUGCGGUUGCCUGCAACAUGGCCGUCUACCUCAAGCACUGGCUCAAGUAUGACGAUGCUCUGGAUGUGUUUGCCCUGCACGGUGUUGGUGGCUAUGUCGGAAGUAUCCUGACCGGUAUCUUUGCCGAGUCUUACAUUGCCGGUCUUGACGGUGCUACUGAGAUUGCAGGCGGCUGGAUGAACCACCACUGGGUCCAGAUUGGCUACCAGUUUGCUGACGCCACUGCUGGUGCUGCCUGGUCAUUCUGCAUCACUUACCUGAUUCUCUUUAUCAUGGACCACAUUCCCGGUCUUUCGCUCCGUGUUGAUCCCGAGACUGAGAUCCUUGGCCUGGAUGCCGCAGAGAUCGGUGAGGUUGCUUAUUAUCACGUCGACAAGAUUGUAACCGUAGAUCCUAUGACUGGUGCGCAACAGAUAGUGAAGGAGGAGCAAAUACAUCAACAAAAGAAGUAG
Molecule: messenger RNA, 1377 nt
Organism: Phycomyces blakesleeanus NRRL 1555(-)
Lineage: Eukaryota; Fungi; Mucoromycota; Mucoromycetes; Mucorales; Phycomycetaceae
Exons: 3
Coding region: 1-1377 (458 amino acids)
Biological process (GO): ammonium transmembrane transport
Cellular component (GO): plasma membrane
Molecular function (GO): ammonium channel activity
Source: RefSeq, a predicted model, not a curated record